Molecule: messenger RNA, 1617 nt
Organism: Neoarthrinium moseri
Lineage: Eukaryota; Fungi; Ascomycota; Sordariomycetes; Amphisphaeriales; Apiosporaceae
Exons: 5
Coding region: 1-1617 (538 amino acids)
Biological process (GO): sodium ion export across plasma membrane; proton export across plasma membrane; regulation of membrane potential
Cellular component (GO): plasma membrane
Molecular function (GO): sodium:proton antiporter activity
Source: RefSeq, a predicted model, not a curated record
AUGCCUUCCCUCGAUGUGAGUGAAUUGAACAUUGUGAUUUCAAUACUUGGCGCUUUUAUCAUCCUCUAUGGAUUCAUAUCAGUGAAAAUCAAACAAGUAUGGUUCUUAGGCGAAGCAUUGCCUGCCGUACUGUUCGGCGUCAUCCUUGGGCCCCUGGCUGCGCGGUUCAUUGACGCUGAGCGCUGGGGCUCGGCUGUGCCCGACCAAAAGGAUGCGAUUACGUUGGGCGUCACACGCGUGAUGAUCGGCUUACAGCUGGUUAUCGCAGGAUUCCAACUCCCUGCGAAAUAUCAAAUGACACGCUGGAAGGACAUGUUGCUCUGCCUGAUUCCCAUAAUGACCGUUAUGUGGCUCUGCACGACCGCCUGUAUCAUGGCCACCAUCCCAAACCUGACGCUUCUUGCGGCUCUUGUCAUCGGCUCCUGCGUCACCUGCACAGAUCCUAUCCUCUCACAGGCCAUCGCAAAGGGCCCAUUUGCUGAUAAGUACGUAGCGCGUGACCUGCGUGAGAUUAUCUCCUCCGAGGCUGGCGCUAAUGACGGGUUCGGGUUCCCGUUCCUGAUGCUGGCUGUCUAUCUGAUGCGUCAUUCCGAACUUGGCCCUGAAGUCACGUCGCAUGACGGCCUGGAACGGCGGAGCAACGAGGUUGGGAGACUCGGUGGUGGUGUUGGCGUCGCCCUUGGCAACUGGGCGGUCGAGACAUGGCUAUAUAUUGUCCUGAUGUCCAUCGCUUACGGCGCCUUGGUCGGCUGGGGUGGCGGAAAGAUUGCGAAGUUUUGCUUGCGCAAGAAGUGGAUCGACUCCGAGUCCUAUAUUCUAUUACCAACCGCCAUGGGUCUCUUCCUCGUCGGGACCUGCGGGUCUCUGGGCACAGACGAUCUCCUCGCAUGCUUCGUGGCUGGUAACGGGCUCAACUGGGAUGGCGAGUUUCUUGAGGAGAUGGAGAAACGACACGAUGAGGUCAAUUCGUGCGUCGAUGUGUUGCUCAACUUUGGCGGCUUUAUGUACAUCGGCACCAUUCUGCCUUGGAGCGAGUUUCACCAACCGGAGUUGACGGGUAUUACAUAUCCGCGGCUGUUUGCGCUUGGCUUCCUGGUGCUUGUGCUGCGGCGGAUCCCGGCCAUACUGAUGUUCUACAAGUGCAUGCCAAAGGUGUGUCGCAACAUCAAAGAGGCGCUCUUCAUGGGGUACUUUGGCCCUAUCGGUGCCGGCGCCGUCUUCUACCUCGAGCACACCCGCCAUCUCUUCCCGGAGAUCGGCGAGGGCGAUGCUGGGGAAACCAAUUUGAUCCGUGCUAUCGGUCCGGUGGUCUAUUGGCUUGUGCUCUUUUCCAUUGUAGUGCAUGGUCUUUCGAUUCCGGCCCUCAACCUCAUCUAUCAGUUCUAUGGCGUGCAGCCUAUCAUGACCGACGCCGUCGAGAUCAAGCGCCAUAGCGUCUACAUCCCGCCGCCUGUCAAUGCGGUUCCCAACAACUCGCAAACCUUCCUGGCAUACAACCGCUUCUUCAGACCCGUAUUCAACCAGGCCGCCCUCCCUACGUUUGAGGACCGCGACGGUGGCAAGCCGAGGGACGACGAUACAGACAGCUUUGUCGCCAUUCUCGAAAAAGCUCGAUGA